GGAACGGUUCGUCUCAUCGUCAUAUCACAUUAAGACGUUGCCAAUAAUGAUUCCUUAGUUUUAAGGACAUAAACGUUUAAUAAUUCAUUGAGUGUUUCAAAAUGAAGACGGCUGACAGUGAUAAUCCUUAUAGUGAUGUUAAAGAAUUGACUGAGUUGCAACCGCUAAACGAAAAACCGGCUUUAAGUAAUAACGAUGAAGAUGAUUCUGUCGAACUCCAGACUUUCAGUGAAAAAUUUCAGUACGCAUUGAAGAACGUUACUAUAGAACCGACGAUGAUAUUGUUCGUAAUAUCCGCGAUCAUUACAAUGACCACUUCACAAAAUCUAAGCUUAGAGAAAGCGUGUCGGGUAAAUUUGAAUUUCAGUGAUGAAAUCUGUAGUUCGCUACGGAUGCAAAAAAUGGAAAGUCAAAAUGUAUACGAGAGGGAUACUCAAAAACUCUUAGCAGCCGCUAUGAGCUGGAGGACUUACAUUACUGCCACAAUACCGUGCUUUAUGGCAAUCUUUAUAGGGUCGUUUUCCGAUAAAACAGGACAUAGAAGAGUAUUCGUAUUAAUACCUAUAGCUGGACAAGUUCUCGUGAAUAUAAAUAAUAUAGCAAACACAUAUUUCUUUUACCAAUUGCCUUUAGAAGUGCUUAUUUUAAGUGAAGCUAUCAUAGAAGGUUUCUCGGGUGGUUGGUGUGUAUGUUUCACGACUAUUUUUUCUUAUAUUUGUGCCAUUACGACUCAGAAGACAAGGACAUUUCGUUUAGGAUUGGUUAAUUUUUGCAUGACUGUCGGUUUUCCCGUUGGCAUGGGACUAAGUGGUAUUUUGAUAAAGAAAUUCGGAUUUUACGGAUGCUACGCGAUAUCUGGCUCUUUGCAGUUAAUCAACUUACUGUAUAACAUUUUUGCUGUAAAAGAUCCAAAAAGAAGUUCGGAGCAUAAAGAGCACGAUAGAAAAGGCGCUGGUCACUUCUUCCGAACAUUCUUCGAUCUAUCCAAUAUCAAGGAGACUGUGAUAGUAGUCUUUAAGAAGGGCCCUAACAGAAGAAGGCUUCGUAUGAUUGUUCUUCUCUUGGUCGUAACCAUCCUCUUCGGGCCAAUGUUUGGCGAAAUCUCAAUUCUUUACAUGUCGACAAGAUAUAGAUUCAACUGGGAUGAACUCCAGUUCAGUAUGUUCCAGACGUAUAACUUUGUGAUCCACACAAUAGGUACAAUCUUCUCCAUCGCGGUCCUGAGUAAGUACUUGCAGUGGCACGACUCCAUGCUCGGCAUCAUAUCCACUAUCAGUAAGAUCGCAGCCUCCUUUGUCUACUGCUUCGCGCCCAACGAAAGAAUAUUUUACAUCGCACCUGCUAUUGAAAUCCUAAAUGGCACUUCACUGUUGGCUCUACGGUCAAUAACUUCCAAGUUAGUUGCGCCCAAUGAACUCGGUAAAGUGAACUCGAUCUUCAGCCUGACAGAGAACCUGAUGCCUUUAGUAUACGUUCCCCUCUACACGAAGGUGUACAGUGCCACCAUGGAGGUGUUGCCCGGGGCUGUAUUCCUCCUGGGGGCUGCUAUGACGCUACCAGCGGUUGUAGUGUUCCUGUGUCUCUUCGUAGAACACAGAAAAGGACUCAAGAAAAAGCCUGAAAAAAUAGAAAAUGGACUAUGAAGAUCAAAAUUAAAUUUAGAUUUAAUCCUAAGAAAAUAUAGUUAAGUUUUCCCACCGAAUUUCAUCAAUUUUCAUGGUACACAACCUAAUUUACCAGAUAAUAAAAUAAAUAAAAUCAGCUAUCAAAAGUUACUUUUUACUCAUAAUAAUUUACAGAACAUUUCACAAAAUGGCAAUCAGAAUCAAAAUUUGUCUAUACCAAAUUACAGAAUAUUAAACACAAUAUCAACAUAAACUUUGUUUUAAUUUUCUUAGUUCUCUC
This is a messenger RNA of Chilo suppressalis (striped riceborer), 1905 nucleotides long. NCBI's taxonomy places the organism in Eukaryota, Metazoa, Arthropoda, Insecta, Lepidoptera, Crambidae. The record is from the annotation of a GenBank genome assembly.